This is a messenger RNA of Adineta steineri, 1365 nucleotides long. The record is from the annotation of a GenBank genome assembly. Lineage: Eukaryota; Metazoa; Rotifera; Eurotatoria; Adinetida; Adinetidae.
AUGGUUUGUAAACAGUAUGCUGGUUUUCGUCGUGUUUGUAUCACUGAUCCAGCACCCGAACGAAAAUUUUCUCGUCGUGGUUGGGUUACAUUUGAUCAUUCAGUUCAAAUUCGUAAUAUUUGUUAUGAAUUAAAUUCAACAAAGUUACAUGAGGUUGAUAUGGGUGCUAUUAUUAAUCGUGAACUUAAAAAUCGUAUUCGUACAAUAAAUGGUAUUGGACAACAUAAAACUAUUGUACGUAAUGAUCUUCGACUCAUAACAAAAAUUAUUAAACAAUUAGAUGAACGAUGGAAUAUUUGGGAACCAAUUGAUAAUGAUAACGAACAAAAAAAGACAACAAUAACAAAUGUUCCAUCAACAACAGAUGAUUCAGAAAUAUCAUCUUCAACAAUGAAUGUAUCACCAACGAAAAAUAAAAAUCCGAUUGGUUUUAUUAGUUAUAAUCCAUUAUUAAAGAAUAUCACUGAAUAUCUUGUUGAAGAAGCUGAUGCGGAAGAAGAAGAAUUACUGGGCGAUACAUCAACAAAUAAUGAAAAUGAAUCAAAUACAUUUGAAAUUGAUAAAGAAUUAACUAAAGUACUCGAUCGUUUAAUAUUAUAUUUACGUGUUGUUCAUUCAGUUGAUUAUUAUAAUGGUACUGAAUAUGCCCAAGAAGAUUCAAUGCCAAAUCGUUGUGGUGUUAUCCAUGUUCGUGGUGCUCCAUUGACUUCAAUAACACAAACUGAAUUAACAAAUUUUAUGCAACAAUUUGAAACACGUUUAAAACCAUUUAUUGAUUGUCAUGAAAAAUUAGAUGAUGAUGAAGCCAUGAAAUUAGGUGUUAAAAAUGAACAAGAUGAAGUAGAAAAAUUUAUUGUUUCGAAUUGUCAAGAAGUUGGAAAAGAUAAAUGGUCAUGUCCAUUAAGUGGAAAAAAAUUUAAAGGUCCAGAAUUUGUUCGUAAACAUAUUUUAAAUAAACAUCAAGAUAAAAUUGAUGAAGCGAAAAAAGAAGUCACUUAUUUUAAUAAUUAUUUGUAUGAUCCAAAACGACCACAACUACCAGAACAUCCAUCAAAUCGACCUGGAGCACCGCCAACUGGUGGUGGUGGUGGUGGUGUUGGUCCUCAUCCAUCAGGUUUACCAUUACCAACACCGAUGGCAGCUCAACCAUUACUCUCUCGACCACCUUUAUGGCCUUCUAUGGCUGCACCUCAUCAUCCUGGUCCACCAGGUUAUUAUCCUAAUCAAUUUCAUCAGCCUCGUCACCCAAGACCACCAUUUAUGUAUCAAGGCGGAGGUGGUCCUCCUGGUGGUUCAUUUCAUCGAGGACCAAAUAAUCGUCAAUUAAGAAGUUAUGAAGAUCUUGAUGCGCCGAAUGAAAUGUAA